Vespula vulgaris is the source of this 4142-nucleotide messenger RNA. RefSeq lists its product as uncharacterized. NCBI's taxonomy places the organism in Eukaryota, Metazoa, Arthropoda, Insecta, Hymenoptera, Vespidae. The transcript has 3 exons. The coding region runs from base 95 to 391 and encodes 98 amino acids. The record is from RefSeq and is a predicted model, not a curated record.
UACCUUACGUUUAUAUAGUCCCACGAGGUGGGAAAGCAAGAGCAUUAAAUCGUCGACCGUCAGAGUGACACGCUACUCGCACGCUACCGACAAAAUGAAGUCUUACACAUUCCGAUUAACUCUACUUUUGGUACUGAUAUUCGCAGUAGCACAUCUGACAGCUGAGGAAUGUCCACCAGAGAAUUGUGUGCCUGAAGAUCAAUGUUCUAUAAAAGUUCAAAAUGGAGGAACUUGUACGAAUGGUAACAAAUGUUGCAGUGUAGUUAAAACCGAAUACAAAACACACUGUCGUCAUUUCUUUGGAGCCUGUUUAAACAAAUGCAACGAUAGAGUUUGGAUACGUGAAGCUGUCGACUGUGCAGACAAUCAACGAUGUUGUAUUUUAAUUUAAAUUUCAAACUAAUCAUAAGAAUCAGAAGAAGAGAAGAAGGAACAAAUCUAAAAGAGAUACAAUUACCAACUUCCUUUCUUUCAUCGAUCGAUCUGUAACAGAUCACUUGGAACGUUGUAUGAUAUUAAGUGAUAAUCCCUAGGGGAAAUUGAAAGAUUUCGUAAUUGUCUCAUCGUCAUAUACGUAUACGCACCUACGCAUAAACACACAUACACAUACGCACACAUGUACACAUGCGUUCGUGUUAAAUUCAGAGACGCGUGCCGUACAUGAUCGUGUGCCAAAAUGAAAGCGAGUCGACUGGUUUUACAAUUAUAACGGGAUUCGAUUUACAACGAGUCCUUUUUGCGUGACUCGCCCAUUUAAAUGGGUCUUCCAAAUCUCAACAACACUAUGUCUCGAUCAAUCGCAAUCUACUAUAUCCUUGAUUUUUCUUUUUUAAUCCUUUUUAAUAAAUUUUUUAUAUCUAAAUAAGAUGAUCUAACAGGAUGUACAUACACGAGAUAAACGUUUGUAAGACAAUUAAAAAUAAGAAUAAAGAUGUCAAUAGCGUUAAUAAAACUAAUGAUAAGACAAAACAAAAAAAAACGAAAAAAGAUUCUUAACCAAAACUCAUGUCCAAUUAUAUCGCAUCCGAUCUCGAAGCCAACCGGAUUAUUUUCUUUAGACAUCUGCGACGUUACAUAAUCUAUGCGGACUUAAUAAUAACGAGAUAGGAAUUCAAAGAGCGAUCAUUAUCUAAAUAUGAUUACGAUAGGAAUCUAUAUGCUCGAUGAUAAUCAAAAAAAAAAAAAAGAGAAAAAAAUAAAGAAAAAGAGAAAAGAAAAAAAUCACAACUUGACUCUUGGUGAACUUUGUCGAAAUCAUCGGAACUUGAAGAUGAUUUCCGUACGUGCUUGAAAUAAAAAAAAAAGAAAGAAAGAAAGAAAGGAAGAAAGAAGAGUUAAAAAAGUAGAAGGAAGAAAGAAAAGAAAAAAGAAAGAAAGAUAGAGAGAGAGAGAGAGAGAGAGAGAGAGAGAGAGACUGUUCGAAAGAAAAAGAGAGAAAGAGAGAAGGUAAGAACAGAAAAGGGAGUGACCUGUAGUAAAAGAGCAAGUAAGAAGAAGAAGAAGAAGAGAGGAAAAAGAAGAGAAAGUAAAAGAGAAAAAGAUCGAAGAAAAGAAGAUCACCCAAGGCAAUGCAGUCGAACGCGCCGAUAGCUCGUAUGUGUAUGUGUGUGUACGAGCGCGAACGAGUGUUGGCUCACGAGCGCGCGCGUUUUCUAUAGAUGUAUGGGUACGUGUAGGUGUGUCUGUGUGCUGGGUUCAUGUACGUACAUAAAAGAAGAGGACGUUCGGUUAUCCCGGAGGCCGAGAAGCGGCAGAAUCAUGCAGUCUCUCUCUCUCUCUCUCUCUCUCUCUCUUCUCUUCCCUCUUACCCUCUCCUCUAACUAUGGAAGGAAGAAUAGCCGGAGGGUAAACGUGGAGGUGUGUAUUCCAUCGCGAGUGCGGUGGAGCCACGGUCGCCGUGCCUCAGGCACGGAAACGAGGAGAGAUAGCGGCGAUCUCUUCGUCUCCUUCUUCUCCUCUUCUUCCACUUCCUCCACCUCCUCGCUAUGCUGGAAGGUUAUGAGAAGAGAUAGAAAGAGAGAGGGAAAGAGAGAGAAACUACGUUACCCUCGGGCUAACCAACGAGACGAUGCGCUCCGUGAUGCUUCAGGCAACUCCAGACCGUGCUUCUCUCUUCUCUCUUCUUUUCUUCUUCUCUUCUUUCCUCUCCUCUCUUCUCCUCUCCCACUCCUUUCCUUCCCUCUCUUACCUCCCUCCUUCUCUAUCUCCUUUCCAACCUGACCUGUGGCUAUUCUUCCUCACCCCCAACCAUCUCCUUUCCGUUACCCACGCUCUUUCUUCCUACCCAUCUCUUCUCCUCCUCAUCCUCCUCCUCCUCCUCCUCAUUCUCCUUUUUCUCAUCCUCCUACUUCUCCUUUUCUUCUUUCUCCUUCUUCUUCUUCUUCUUCUUCUUCUUCUUCUCCUUCUUCUUCGUCUUCGUCUUCGUCUUCUUCUCAUCCUUUUAUUUUCCUCUUUCUCUCGUUCAGUCUUGAACGAGCAACCCUCUUGAUCCUCUAAUAAUUCCACCGCCAAGAUUUCUUCACAUGGCUAAAGUUUUGCAUAUUACACAGGGUGUACCUAAGUACCUGGGACUUGCCGUUCGAAGGACUCGAAACAUGGAAACGGCAAGAAUCCUCUUUCUUAAUAUCUGCAUUUUUCAAUACUUCGAUCAUAUAGGCGUAAGUAAUUUCAAUAUUUCCACGCUUAAAAAUACAUUACUUCUUUUACGACAGAAUAAAUUUACGAGAAAGAUUUUCUUAAUGACCAUGAAAAGAUUCUAAUAGUCCUUGUCCUUGUCAAAAAUUCCAUUCAUUUCCUAGAUUCAUUUCUAAUCGAUUGCACUUGCAAUGAUUCCAAUGUUUUAUUACGACAAGUCAAACGUGGCAAUAAAUUAUUAUCUGUAAGUCGGAAACGGGGUCAAUAGAAAGAACAUGGUCAUAUUAUUAAAUACGUUCGGAUCGUAAAUGUUAUUGUAUUCAAAUCGCCGUAAUAAUUAAUCGAUAUAAUUUAUAAUAGUGAUCCCCAAUAUCGAUCUUACAGACAUAUUUUAUACAACAGGCUAUCCUUGUCAUUUUCAUUUCCAGUUUGUUCUACUUUUUUUUUUCUUCCUUUCUUUCUUUUUUUCUUUCUUUCCUUGAGAAAUUUCGAUAAGACACAUUUGUUAUUCGCAUGUUCCGGGCCACUCUUCUUUCCUCCGGCCAAAUAUCUAUCUAUCCUCUUUCACGAGACGUGCGCGCGUGCGCGCUCUAGCGCGCUUACUUAGAGGGAGUAACGAUGCCCUGAGGCUUCCUCGUGCGUUGCGGCUUCGUAACGAUAAGCAACGAAAUGAAAUAUUAAUGAAGUACCACCGGCGCACGGCGACCGUUUUUCGCGAACGUUUCACCACCGAUUACGUUCGUGGAUACCGCGGAAGUCAUCAACAAUCAAUCCGAUAAUUCGAGUCGACGCGUGCCGAAUAAAAUGUUAUAGGGAAAAUGAUGUCUACGUCAAUCAAAUAAAAAAAAAAAAAAAGAAAAAGAAAAGAAAAAAAGAAACUAUUUAACAGAAAGCUAACAACGUAUUUUCCAAAUCGAAUCUUCUUAUCUGCAAAUCAUAUUGCACUUGAGUAUCGAUAAGAUCCCUACGAUUAACUAAUUGAAAUAUAUAAUUUGAAAUAUUUUAUCUUCCUAUCGAAUGUUUUCUUCGCCGAAACAAAUAGAUAACAAAUUAUUUGUGCGAACUCGAUUACGUAAUCGGAAAUGAUAACGAUCAGGAAUCGAUCUUUAUCCACGAGUGAUUUUCAAGCUAUUACGUUCGAUAUCCUCGAGGAAUUUAUCAGAUAUAUGUAUUUAAAAAAUGUCGGUCGCGAAUAAAGCGAUCAGUAUUAAUAUGUGAAUACCCAUUAAAAUAUCAGUCGUGUAAAAUACGAAAUGUACUAUAUCAUCAUAGAACAAUCUUGCAAACACUUCGCGUUCUACGUUCUACGUUACGAAAUCGAUUGUGUUCUUCGUUGAAUCUUAAAUAGUUAAGAAAACGAUGAGAACAUACUUGACGUGAAAUCGAAAACGGAGCGAGAUGUCCUUGGAUAAUGGUAUCGAUACCGCAAAUUAACAUAUCUACAGAAUAAAAAAUAUUAUUACGUACGUAUAAUCAAAAAAGGGAAGAGAGAGAGAGAGAGAGAGAGA